Molecule: messenger RNA, 737 nt
Organism: Mixia osmundae IAM 14324
Lineage: Eukaryota; Fungi; Basidiomycota; Mixiomycetes; Mixiales; Mixiaceae
Exons: 8
Coding region: 39-737 (232 amino acids)
Cellular component (GO): cytoplasm
Molecular function (GO): methylthioribulose 1-phosphate dehydratase activity; metal ion binding
Source: RefSeq, a predicted model, not a curated record
CUUUGAAUUAGCUCGCUCGACGACUCGGCAAAACUGCUAUGGCAGCCUAUGGCGAUGCUACGAGCUCCUCAGAGCUGGUGUCGAGCCCAGACCCAAAUCACCCUGCAAAUCUGAUCUGCGAGCUAUGUCGUUGCUUCUAUCAGCUCGGCUGGGUCACGGGCACCGGAGGGGGCAUCAGUAUACGUGAUGACCAACACGUCUACAUUGCACCCUCAGGCGUGCAAAAAGAACGUAUCGCCCCGGAAGACAUCUUCGUCAUGAAGCCCGACCGUACAUUUUUUCGGAAACCUGCGCGACCGCUCAAGCAUAGUGCCUGCACGCCGCUCUUCUUCAAUGCCUACGAUCUGCGACAAGCAGGUGCAUGUAUACAUACUCACUCGCAACAUGCGGUGAUGGCAACCCUUCUCUGGCGCGGCAAAGAAUUCAGAAUAUCGCAUCAAGAGAUGAUCAAAGGCAUGCGAGUAGCAGGGACAGGAAAGGCGUUGAGCUAUCUCGAUACGCUCGUGAUACCUAUUAUCGAAAAUACGCCAGAUGAGGAGGAUCUGCGCGAAGGCAUGGAGCAAGCCAUGAAGGACUACCCCGAUGCUCCUGCCGUCCUUGUACGAAGGCAUGGCUUGUACAUCUGGGGCAAGGACUGGACGAGCGCAAAGGGUCAAGCCGAGUGCUUGGACUAUCUGCUCGAAGUAGCCGUCAAAAUGAGAAUGAUUGGCCUCGAGACCGAGGGGUUGCCUGUUUAA